AGGGUUUGCAUUAAGUAAUUUGUUGCGUUCAUUCCGACUGUAAACUCUUCUCCCUUUCUGUUGUGAAAUGUCAAUUCCAGAUGUUGUUUGUUUAUUUACAUUUUAACGAGAAAUGUUUCUUUCGGUGGAAGAAUUUGACGAUAAUUUUAAUUGAGUAACAUUGCCACUAUUGGAACCAUUGAAGAUGAUGAAGAAAUGUUUUGUGCCACUCAGACGAAUGUCCAAAAUCAAUCGGUUUUGCUGUUGUAUCGAAAAUGAGAAUAGUUUAACGUUUGACGAAAGGGAUCCGUAUGUCGGCAUUGAAGAGACGGUUGGUGGGCAUCCAAAGUUGAAUGCUUUGAUAAAACAUCGAAUGUCACACUUUCAUGUCAACGAAAUCGAUUUGGACGGUAAAAUAGUUCACCUGACAGACCUCAACCCACCAUCGAAACCAGCUGACGUUACACCAGCUGAACCGUUCUACGUACAUUGUACUCUUUACAAGGAAGGAGUGGCACAUCCUGAAGUUCUAGAUCGUUUGGUUAGGAAACUGAGAAUCAAAGGAGAUGACAUCGGACUAGCAGGCAUCAAAGACAAAUGGGGCAAGACAUCGCAGAAAAUCUCAGUUCGCAACGUCGAUCCUCAACUUCUGGCUGCAUUCAGCGAAAGAAAUCGCCACGUGAAACUGGGAAAUUUCACAUACGAAAAUCACCCCCUCAAGUACGGUGACUUGACGGGCAAUCAUUUUAGGAUAUUGCUGCUCGAUGUGACCAGUCCAACCGGUUCAUCAUCAAUCAGCGACGAUAUCCAUAAAGCUGUGACGAGUUUGACACACUUUGGAUUUGUCAACUAUUACGGCCGGCAACGAUUCGGAUUCGAACAUAGAAGUCAGACAAUUGGCAGGGCAAUGGUACAAAUGAACUGGGAACAGGUGUUCGAUUUAGUUCUUCGACCUCGGAAACACGAACCGGACUACAUGCGAGCGGCUAAAAAACUUUGGCUUUCCGAACGUGAUCCGAUUAAGAUAGUGAACAGUUUACCUCCCGAUGCAGGGAACGACAAAAAAUUAAUGGAAAUUUGGUUACUGCACGGCUUGGCCAAACAUUACAACGGCGGCAAGGGAGACCUGAUGGAAGCGUUCAAAACAAUUCCACAAUACAUGCGGCUGUUGAACUACGCCGCGCUCAAAAGUUUCUUCUGGAAUCAUCUGGUGACCUAUCGCAUUCGUACAUUUGGACUGAAACCAGUUCCUGGUGACAUUGUCAGUCUUAGACGUGCAGCGACAGAGAAUGGUGAUAUUGAGCCAAUUAUCGCAGGAAAAAAAGGAGAUUUAUUAAGCGACGAGCUGAGAGUACUAACCGACAACGAUUUUGAUCCGAACGGAAAUUGUCGCGACUAUUCAAUCCACGAUGUCGUUCUGGAUGCACCGGGUAGUAGAAUGACAACGUACACGAAUCCUAAAGUGCAGAGUUACUUCGAAACGCUACUGAAGAUUAAUCAAUUGGACAUUGACUGUUUUGCAAGGUUUAUGGAAAGAUUUGCCGAAGAGGUGCAUCCAUUCGAUCAUGUCCGGUCCUUGCGUCAUGUCGUCCAAAGACCCAUAAAUUUAACGUACAAAAUCGCUCCGUAUGCUCAGCAACAGUUGCGCCAUUUGGACCAUUUUAUUCCAUCCGAGUUGGACCUCCUGCAGAUCCAUCAUCAACAUCAGUCGCGAAGAGAGAAAAAGCAAAUAGCCGAAGCGCAAUGCAAACAAGACGGCAAGGAGAAAACGUGUGUCAUCCUGGAAUUUUCGUUGCACAAAGGUACGUACGCGACAGUUGCGCUGCGUGAAUUGCUGAACUGUACGAGCACAUGGAGAUGAAGUCAGAACAGAGUUGUUGUUCGACGUCUAGUUUAUGCAUUAAAAAGUUCCUU
Bradysia coprophila is the source of this 1893-nucleotide messenger RNA. RefSeq names its product pseudouridylate synthase 7 homolog. Lineage: Eukaryota; Metazoa; Arthropoda; Insecta; Diptera; Sciaridae. Gene Ontology annotation, molecular function: RNA binding; pseudouridine synthase activity. The record is from RefSeq and is a predicted model, not a curated record. Gene Ontology annotation, cellular component: nucleus. Gene Ontology annotation, biological process: pseudouridine synthesis.